AUGAAAAACCCUCGUUAUCGCCCUGGAGGUACGGGCCCUCCUAGUUAUAGGUUGGAGGAGCAAUUUGAUAGUGAGGAUUCGCCAGUGAUGGUGGCCGAGUUGGCCUUGCGGGGUGACUUCAUAUCCAUGGACCUGUUCCGAGGGGGGGUGUUAACCGCCCUGAUUCUAGAAAAUGUGUAUGUGAUGAUCAUUAUUACCGUUGUCAUACUAAAUUAUCAUUUGGGACAGAGACCUUGGGUGCGUUCUGUCAAUUAUUACUUCCAAAUAUACUAGGGUUCCAUUGAUAGUAAUGUAAUUGACUAUUACUCUUCCGAGAAUCUUCAAUGUUGCUAAGCCCAAUGUGGGGGCAAUCAACUCCACCUAUGCUUUUGUCAUCUUCUAUUUCAAUGUCCGCGAAGAUAUCUUCCAGUUCUUCGUUGCAUCUUCACGAUACUACCCCACGAGUGAGUGA
Tuber aestivum (summer truffle) is the source of this 451-nucleotide messenger RNA. NCBI's taxonomy places the organism in Eukaryota, Fungi, Ascomycota, Pezizomycetes, Pezizales, Tuberaceae. The record is from the annotation of a GenBank genome assembly.